AUGGCGAGAGGACACCACCACCACCACCACCAUCACCCACCGUCGCCCGCAGCGUCGGCGCUGCCCAAGGUCGAGUUCGAGAUCGCCAAGGACGACGUGAUGAAGCUCCCCGCGGGGGUGCACGAGGCGGCGCCCAGGGCGUAUGGAUUUUUUGGGAAGGAGCUAACAUACGCAUGCAUUGGGGCAGAUAACGACUUUUCCGAAUUUCGACGGCCGGACCACUAUAUCCGCCAUAUCGAGCCUCUCGAGAGCGACCUCGCGAAGCUCGUCGAGUAUGAUAUGGAUGAGCAAGACCAGGAAUGGCUCGAGGCUGUCAACGCGGACCGCAGGAAGGACCAGAUGGACAGGGUCUCGCUGGAGGUGUUUGAGAUUAUGAUGGACCGGUUGGAGAAGGAGUGGUUUGACUUGACGAAGAACAUACCGAAACAGGACUUUGCGAUGCCCUCGGAGGACUCGACAUGUGCGGUCUGCGACGACUCGGAGGGAGAGAACAGUAACGCCAUCGUAUUCUGCGACGGGUGUAACCUAGCAGUUCACCAAGAAUGCUACGGCGUGCCCUACAUCCCCGAAGGCCAGUGGCUCUGCCGCAAAUGCACCGUGUCGCCCGAGAACCCCGUCUCGUGCAUGCUCUGCCCGAACGAGGGCGGCGCGUUCAAGCAGACAACGCACGGCGACUGGGUGCACCUCCUCUGCGCGAUAUGGAUCCCGGAGACAAGGGUCGCGAACGAUGUGUUCAUGGAGCCGAUUACGGGCGCGGAUAGGAUCUCGAAGCAGAGGUGGAAGCUGGGUGCGGAACCGGCGUCGCUCAUGUGCUUCUGCGACCGUCAUCUUCCACAAGAACAACAAGACGCCCGCCAGGCCGCCCUAGAAGCCGAAGAGGAGCAAGAAGCCAACCUACCUCCCGCUGCACAGUCCAAGUCCGCCCGUGCAUACGCCAAGACCUACAAGCCCGGCCCGCCACUUGUGCCCGCCCUUAUCGUGGACAGGAUCAUGGAGUACACGUAUAGGAUCCGCCUGCGCAAGAAACUCGAGUUCGUACAGCAGAUGUGCCGGUACUGGAGCUUGAAAAGGGAGGCGAGGCGCGGGGCGCCGCUGUUGAAGCGGCUGCAUUUGGAGCCGUGGACGGCGAGCUCGGCGGCGAAAGUGUUGAGUCGGGAGGAGAGGCUGAUGAGGUUGGAUCAAUUACAACGGCUGCGACAGGACCUCGUCUGCGUACGAGAGAUGACGGAGCUGUGCAGGAAACGAGAGACGAGGAAGAUGAGGCAGGUCGAGAUCGUGUGUGAGAUCCUCACGGAGGCGUUCUUCCCGCAUGCUAUACCGUUGCGUAUUGCGUUCGACAAAAUCGUCGCCAUCGACAAGUCAGAUCACUUCAAAGCGCCGGUCUCGAAACAGGCAGUGCCAGAUUACUUCGAUGUCAUCAAGAAACCGAUGUGUUGGGACAUCAUCGACGCCAAGUUGGAACAGAACCGGUAUUGGGAUCUGCAGAACUUCUUGGACGACAUCAACUUGGUAUUGGACAACGCUCUGCGGUACAACAAAUCGGGCUCGCCCUUCCACAGGCUAGCGACGAGGAUACAGAAGGAGUCGAGGCCACUUUUGGCGGCCCUCGAAAAGUGGCGUGUUGCCCAUCCUCCUGUGCCAUCAUCCUCGAAAUCCACCCCUAAUGGAAAGCGCCACACGCCUGCAGGGCCUGAAGACGAGGAGGGCCUCGAUGCGGAGCAAGCAGAGACUGAAGAUGGAGAAACUGACCCACCACAACCGCUGGUGGGCGACCUCGAGCCCCCUAUGGCCGUUCUCGAGCUUCUCCUCUCCUCCGCAGGGAUUGCAGCCGACCUCAACAUCGAAAUUGACGCCACCCCCGCCCGACUCUCCGACCGUCAUGCCGUACCGUCUCCAGAGAAGAUGGAGCAGAAGGAGCAGGCGGCGAAGAAUAAGGCGAGUAGGACAAAGAAGCCGAAGAAGGAGCGAGACCGGAAGGCAGAGGCGAGAGCCAGGGCGGAAGCGGCUGCGGCUGCUGCAGAAGCUGCGAAAGCUCAGCAGGACAAAGGCGAAAAGGCUGUUGAGGCUGAUGACGAGGGUGAAGACGAGGAGCAGGAAGGCAGAGGCAACGAGAUGGAAAGGCCGAGAGAGGAUAGGAGUAGGGACAGAGGACGAGACCGCGAGCUGCAGGCUGCGUUGGAUGCCUCUGCUGGGUUCCGAGCUCCUCGGACUAGGAGUGCCUUGGCCGCAGCUGCCGCCUUCGAGGCGGAAGCGACUCGCGGGUCCUCUCCAGUCGCCAGCCCCUCCGUAAUCGCUCUUCCACGUCCAGCUCUGCCUCUUACCGUUCAGGAUGCUGUUGCUUCCUCGACAUCAACCUCAGCCAACUCAGAGCCGCCGGGCUCGAAACCGGUCAGCAAGUCGAAGAAACGGCCGUCCAUCGUCACGAUGGGCCAGCCGGGCUCGCCUCGGGUGGUCAGCGAUGUGGAUAACCGAGAUUCAUUCAGUUUGUUCAACGCCGGAUGGAUUCUGCCUCCGGACCAGAAGAGAGGAGGAAGGACGUCUGCUGCUGACAGCCAUCGGCUGCAGCACCAACAGGUGCUGUCUCCGCCCAGGAAGAAGCAGAAAAUUGACCAUCCUGCUUCGAGGUUGUCGGUUGUCAGUACGGCUGCAUCGGACAACCAGACGCUUAGAAGGACGCCUCCGUUCUCUUCUGAUCCGCCUGAGAUGAAGCACCAUCCAGAGGACACGAUGGAUGUGCCCAUGGACGUCGACGCACCAGAGGACUACCAUGGCGAAGCUUCUGCAGGAAGGCAAUACUCUUCGGAUGAGUUCGAGGUCGAUGAGGUCAAUGGCCCACACCAUGUUGUCACUCUGCCCAACGGGGACAUCAUCAUCGAAAAGCUGGAUACCCCUGCCAUUCGGAGGGAAAAGAGUAUGCGGAAGAAGGUCGAGAAACAGCAGAAGCAGGCUGUGCUUACUGCUGUUGUCGAUCCUGGCACUGGUGUUCCAGACGAGUUUCUUCUGGCCAGCAACGUCCCACAAAGCAAAGGCAAGGAAAGACAGCUCGAGCACGAGGAAGACUUGUCAGCUGCACUAUUACCAUCGGCCGACGACACAGAAGAAGACAAAAAUGCCGGGGCGGGCCACGACGGCGAUGAAUCAGAGUUGAGUGAAUUGAGUGACGAGACUGAGGACGAGGACGCUAUUGGAGACGAGGAAGUCAAGGAAGUCAAGGAAGAGAAGAAGAAACCACCGCCUAAGAAGAUCCCGGCACCGAGAGCCCCGAGACCUAAAAGAACGAAGAAACCACCAAGGGUGGAGCAGUUCGAGGAUGGUACGAUAGUCUGGGCAAAAUCGGAAUCCUUUCCUUGGUGGCCAGCGGUUGUCUAUGCCAACGAGAACGAUGCCGUCCCACAGAAUAUUCUUGAAGCCCAUAGAAUCAAACGUCAGAAACGCAAAAUUAAAUUGUUCAUCGUACAAUUCUACGACAAACAAAAGUCCUGGUUCGUUGUUCGCCAUUUUCUACUUGGUGUCGGAUUGAAGACUCCAGCAAGUCUACAUAGUCUUUAUCCUCUUUUCUCUGCUAAACCCUCGUCCCAUCUAGAACUGGACCAGCAGAUGCUCUCAUCUACAUCCACUUUGCAGAAAUGGAAAACCCCUGCGUCCAAGAAGGAAUGCCGUGAAGCACAAGCAUUCGCAGACAUGGAUCACGGCAGCCGUACCGAAGGAACCUUCAAGCUUGCAGACGACAGCGAUGACCACUGA
Messenger RNA from Cyclocybe aegerita, 3744 nucleotides. NCBI's taxonomy places the organism in Eukaryota, Fungi, Basidiomycota, Agaricomycetes, Agaricales, Hemipholiotaceae. The record is from the annotation of a GenBank genome assembly.